AUGUAUUUGAAACCGCUGGCAUUCUGCAUGCCGAAGGCCAGCUGCUCCCACCAACCGCCGCGACGUCUCUAUCCAUCGAGGACGCGCUCGAGCACACAACUUCCUGUUAUUAGGACUCGAGAUGAAUGUAAACUAAUUCUGGUCAAACAAUUAUCUAAGAAUUCAAAUGCCGUCGAUGUCAACAUACGUCACGAGGACUGGGCUCCAUGGAUCUCGAGCGCAUUACAAAAGGCGGUGAACUUGCUAAGCACGUUUGGCGGCGGCCUGAUUAACGAGAACCAGAUGAAGCUGCUGAAGCAGGUAACAGCAGUCUUAGCCGACGCCAUGAUGCCGCCUGGGGCACCUCCCUCACUGCGGCUGCUGGUACGGCGUGCGCUGCGUGCCGCCGUACUUCUGACACAUUCAGCUACGUUCUUCAUCCGGAUCUGGGCGGUGCCUCCCUUGCUGGAGCCUCUAUGGAAUUCAGCGCGGCGAUCGGCCAUGCAGCUGUUUGCUUCCUGCAUGGAGCUGUUGAAGAGCGGCCAGGAGCUGCUCCACGUGGCCGGCUGGGACCCGCUGCCGCUGCCGCUGAUGCAGCAGCAGCAGCAGCAGCAGCAGCUGGGGACAGGCGGGCCGCAGCGGGGAGUGUUGCAUGGGGAUGCGAGUAGCGGCUGCGUGAGCGAUCGGGACGGGAGCGAGCGCUGA
Volvox carteri f. nagariensis is the source of this 684-nucleotide messenger RNA. RefSeq lists its product as uncharacterized. NCBI's taxonomy places the organism in Eukaryota, Viridiplantae, Chlorophyta, Chlorophyceae, Chlamydomonadales, Volvocaceae. The record is from RefSeq and is a predicted model, not a curated record. Bases 1 to 684 code for a protein of 227 amino acids. The transcript has 4 exons.